AUGAACAAUAUGAUUAUAUUAUUUUUGGUGAUUGUUGCUAGGCUCGGACUGGGGAUUGAGUUGACCUUCGAACUUCCCGAUAAUGCGAACCAAUGCUUCUAUGAGGAGAUGAAAGUUGGAAUUGACUCAGUUCUCGAAUUCCAGGUUGUAACUGGUGGGAAAUAUGAUGUGGAUGUAACACUGGAAGACCCUCAUGAAAGAGUCCUUUAUAAAGGAAUAAAAAAACAAUACGAUAGCCAUUCAUGGAAAACAGAUGUUGAAGGACCUUAUAAAGUUUGUUUCUCAAAUGAAUUUUCUACAUUCAGCCAUAAAAUAGUUUAUAUGGAUUGGCAAACUGGAGAUGAACAGUUUAACGCUGUUACUAAACUAACUGCAAUGAAUCAAUUAGAAUCGUCAGCGGUCGGGAUCAGCGAUCGCUUAAAAAUUAUCGACGAUUAUCAAACACAUCACCGUCUUAGGGAAGCAACAGGACGUAAACGAGCCGAAGAUUUAAAUGAAAGAGUUAUGCUCUGGUCUUUUGGACAAGCGAGUAUUAUCAUAUUUAUUGGUGUUGCUCAGGUAUACUUACUGCGAUCGUUUUUCACAGAGAAGCGAACUGCUUUUUAA
Messenger RNA from Dracunculus medinensis (Guinea worm), 606 nucleotides. The record is from the annotation of a GenBank genome assembly. NCBI's taxonomy places the organism in Eukaryota, Metazoa, Nematoda, Chromadorea, Rhabditida, Dracunculidae.